Molecule: messenger RNA, 288 nt
Organism: Plasmodium cynomolgi strain B
Lineage: Eukaryota; Apicomplexa; Aconoidasida; Haemosporida; Plasmodiidae
Exons: 1
Coding region: 1-288 (95 amino acids)
Source: RefSeq, a predicted model, not a curated record
AUGCCCAUCGAAAAUGCCGAUGAUGGGGAUAUGGGGGAUGGGAAUAGUUGCGGGCGUGAGAAAGGCUACGACCCGGAGAAAAGCUUUGACCUGGAGAGCAUCUUUGACCAGGAGAAAAGCUUCCACCGCGAGGAGAGCCACCCCGAAGGAGCCAACUGGAGCGACGACUUGAGCCUCCUGUGCAGAAGCUUCGACAGCGGAAGCGGCGAGCACGCGGAUGAUCCCGCGGAUGACAGCAUCGCAGAAUUUAUAAAAAAAAAAAAAUUUAUGAAAGGAACAUUGCCAUGA